AUGGAUGGGGGCAACAGCCUCAACAUCCUCUACGUCGACACCUUGGAAGCCAUGGGAAUCCCACGAGCCUGCUUGCGGGAAUCCCUCUUCCCCUUCUACGGCAUCUUGCCGGGCAUGAAGGCAUACCUGGUCGGCAACAUUGACGUACCGAUCACAUUUGGCUGCAAAUCCAACUUCCGCACCGAGACCCUCACGUUCGAGGUGGUGGACUGGAAGGGGCUCAAGCUGCCGGGCCCGAACCGUGUCAUCACCGUGAGCGGCUCCUUCGAACAAGCCUACGUGAACAACCGCGAGUACUAUGACCUCGCCACCGCCGUGGCAAACUCGGCUGAGCUUGGCCAGCUUCGUGCCACCACUGCCGAGUGCCGCCCUGACCCUGGCAAGCCUAGCCAGGCAUCGGUCUUCAUCUCAGCCGACGAUACCAAGUCGGUCACGGUCGACGACGCCGACCCAACCAAGACUGUGCGGAUCGGCUCCCAGCUGCCGGCCAAAUAG
Messenger RNA from Panicum virgatum (switchgrass), 495 nucleotides. RefSeq lists its product as uncharacterized. The record is from RefSeq and is a predicted model, not a curated record. NCBI's taxonomy places the organism in Eukaryota, Viridiplantae, Streptophyta, Magnoliopsida, Poales, Poaceae. The transcript is spliced from 2 exons. The coding region runs from base 1 to 495 and encodes 164 amino acids.